AUGCUUCCUCAGGCGAAAACUGCAGUCACUGAUGUCGUGCUUCUUGACAGUGACAGUGACGACGACGCUAGAGGAGCAGGAGGAAGAAGAGGAGGAGGAGCGUUUCAGAGCUUGGCGCCUGUAAUGGAGAAUCAGCAGGUUGCAAGUACGAUUGCUGAUACGACGGUGGCUCCUCGGGAAACCCUAGAAUGCCGGAGCUUCUGGAAGGCCGGAGAUAACUUUGCGAUCCAGAAAGUUGUUACUCCGGCUGCUCCAGGUAUGCUCGAGCACGCUCGCAUUCAUCCCAAGUUUCUCCACUCGAAUGCUACUUCACACAAAUGGGCCUUUGGAGCAAUCGCAGAGCUACUUGACAAUGCUGUUGAUGAGAUACAAAACGGUGCUACUUUUAUCAAGAUUGAUAAGAUCGAUAUUGUCAAAGAUAAUUCUCCGGCUUUAGUUUUCCGAGAUGAUGGUGGCGGGAUGGAUCCGGAUGGGAUCAGAAAAUGCAUGAGCUUAGGCUACUCAUCUAAGAAGUCUAACACGACAAUUGGACAAUAUGGGAAUGGUUUCAAGACAAGUACCAUGAGGCUUGGAGCUGAUGCCAUCGUUUUUAGUCGCUCAACUCGUGGAGGCAAGUCUACCCAGAGCAUCGGCCUUCUGUCUUACACGUUCCUUAGGAAAACUGGCCAGGAUGAUGUGAUUGUUCCUAUGAUUGAUAUGGAUAUAUCCAACGGUCGGCCCCAACCAAUUAUCUAUGGAUCUCCCGAGGAUUGGUCUACCAACCUUAACAUUCUUCUCAAAUGGUCUCCGUUUACAACAGAGGACGAACUUUUUCAGCAGUUCGAGGAUAUUGGAACGCAUGGAACGAAAGUAAUUAUAUACAACUUGUGGCUCAAUGAUGAAGGAAUCUAUGAGUUGAGUUUUGAUGACGAUGAUGAGGACAUACGGCUCCGAGAUGAAAAUGCCAUUGAUGCUAAACGGGUGCAUCAGAAAACACUAGAAAUAAGAUCUCAUAUUUCAUACCGCUUACGACAUUCUCUUCGGGCGUACGCUUCCAUGUUAUAUCUCAAAAAGUUCAAGAACUUCAAAAUCAUACUUCGGGGAGUCCCUGUGAAGCAAUAUAACAUUGCUGAUGAAUUCAGAUAUCCAGAGACUAUAAUGUACAAACCCCAAGUAGCUACAAUGGGAUAUGCUGCCUCUGAAAUUAAAGUUGGAUUCAUCAAGGAGGCACCUAAACUUCCUGUUAGCGGUUUCAAUGUCUAUCACAAAAACCGUCUCAUCAAGCCUUUCUGGCAGGUCUUUAUGGAAGUUUCAUCGAGAGGCAAUGGUGUUGUCGGUGUUCUUGAAGCAAACUUCAUAGAACCAGCGCACAAUAAGCAAGGAUUUGAGAGGUCUUCUCUAUAUCUGCGGCUGGAAGCGAGACUGAAAAAGAUUAUCCCAGAAUACUGGUUAAGCCACUGCCACUUUUUCGGAUACCGAACUCAGCAUUCGCCUGCAGAUAUCUCGAAAAGGAUAACAAUACCUGAUCAACCUCCUACUGUCAGUACAUUCAACCAAAGACCUUCGCCUUCUGAUAAAACUAGUCAAGCUGGUCCGAUAAUACGUGAAAUCAGUCUUAGUAAUGGCACGUCGACCCGUACAGUUGCUGUUGCAUCGCCACAUAUGAGACAUUCCUCGGGUUUAAGAUAUAACUUCGAACCCGUGCAGCUCAACGCUCAACCUGCAGCAGCUACCGAUACUGGAAACAUCCUCGGUGGCAAGUCAGCAGAAGAGAUAAGCGUGGAAAACUUACAGCUCUUCAUAAAGUGCGAGGAAUAUAUACAGAAAGAGACUGAAAUGGAACAGACGGUAAAGAACUUAGAAAAGGAACUGGAAGAAGCUAAAAGCAAAUGUGCACAACUUGCUCUGCUUGUAGAUGCUAAGAAGAAGGAGAUGCAACAAGCCUAG
Microthlaspi erraticum is the source of this 1926-nucleotide messenger RNA. The record is from the annotation of a GenBank genome assembly. NCBI's taxonomy places the organism in Eukaryota, Viridiplantae, Streptophyta, Magnoliopsida, Brassicales, Brassicaceae.